Messenger RNA from Selaginella moellendorffii, 2799 nucleotides. RefSeq names its product pentatricopeptide repeat-containing protein At2g39620-like. The transcript has a single exon. Lineage: Eukaryota; Viridiplantae; Streptophyta; Lycopodiopsida; Selaginellales; Selaginellaceae. Gene Ontology annotation, molecular function: protein binding; RNA binding. The record is from RefSeq and is a predicted model, not a curated record. Gene Ontology annotation, biological process: RNA modification. The coding region runs from base 1 to 2799 and encodes 932 amino acids.
AUGCAUUCGCUCCGGCAACAAAAUGGGCUGCUCCAGGUGGAGAGGAUCGCUGCUGCCUGGAGCACUGGGGAGAGGGUCAGAUUGACAAGAGUCAGGAGAGCCGAGCUGGUUGCUGCGAUCAAGCAGUGCGGCCAGGCCAGGGAUUUGGAAAGAGGGAAGAGGGUCCAUUGCGCUGCGGUGGCCGCUGGUUUCCACACCAACAAGUUUGUGGCGUCGGUGCUCAUCACAAUGUACGGCAGAUGCCGCAGCGUGGCACUUGCAAGGGAGGUGUUUGACGCGAUGAUUCAUCGCGAUCUUGUUGCCUGGAACUCCAUCAUCCUAGCUUACGUGGACAAUGGCAAUUUCUCCUCGGCUUUGAGCCUGUUCGCGAGCAUGGACUUCGAAGCCGACGCAUUUACUUAUGUCGCAGCGCUCAAGGCUUGUGCGGGAUUAGCAAGAGAAGUCCAUCUCCGCGAGAGUUUGCUCAAGAGAGGCAUUGCCAUUCACGAGCGAGUGAAGCAGCGAGGCCUCCAAUCGAACGUUCUCGUGGCCAACACUCUGUUGGACAUGUAUUGCAAGUGUGGGAGCUUACGGGGAGCGAUGCAAGUUUUCGAGGAGCUUGUUCCUUGCAGAAAUGUUGUGACUUGGACGUGUUUGAUCCUGGGGCAUGUCGAGAGUGGCGAGAGCUUGGCAGCUCUGGAUUUGUUCGAGAGCAUGGAUUGCCAGCCCGACUCUUUCACCUAUGUUGCAGCACUCAAGGCGAUCGUCCGGUUGGCCAGCCAAAGCGAUCGAGUCAAGUUUUGCUUGGAAAAAGGGAUCGCAAUUCACAAACAUAUCAAGCAGCAGGGAUUUGAGUCAGACAGCGUCGUGGCCAGCGCUGUCAUGGACAUGUACUCCAAAUGCCGGAGCUGGGGAAGUGCUCUCGAGUUGUUCUUCGAGAGAAUGACGAUGAGAUGCUAUGAGCCUGAUAGUUUUACGUGCAUUGCGGCGCUCAAAGCUUGCGGUGGCCUUGCCAGUAUGGGAAGUGAAGGCUCAGAGAAGCUAGUGCUCUUGAACAAAGGAAUCGCCAUCCACAAGCAAGCCGUGGAGCAUGGAUUCGCUUCAAGCUUAAAGGUGGCGAGCACCCUGGUUUACAUGUAUAGCAAAUGCGGAGACAUGAGGUUUGCAAGGGAGGUUUUUGACGGGAUGGUUUCCAGAGAUGUCCAGAGCUGGACGUGUAUCAUCCUGGGUUAUGUCGAGAAUGGAGACUUCUCCAUGGGGAUAGAGUUGUUCGUGAGAAUGGAGUGUGACGCUGAUGCGUUUGCGUAUGCUGCCGGUCUCAAGGCUUACACUGGUUUAGCAAGGGAGAGAGAGUCGGAGAGGCAACUCUGUCUCCGAGAAGGCAUAGAGAUCCACAGGCAAAUUAGAGAGCGUGGUUUUGAUUCGGACGUGGUUGUGGUGACUUCUCUCAUGGAUCUGUAUUCCAAGUGCGGGAGUUUGGAGCGAGCUAUGGAAUUGUUCUCAAGCAUCAAGUGUGAGCCGGACGCUCUCGUCUUUGCUGCGGCGCUCAAUGUUUGCGGAGCCUUGGCAGAUCUAGAGAGAGGGAUUGAGAUUCACAAGAAACUCCGUGACCACCACCAUUCAGCUGUGAGAUGGGAAUCGGACUUAAACGUAGGAAACUCUCUGAUAAACAUGUACAUGAAGUGUGGGCGCCUGGAGCAUGCUAGACGGGUGUUUGAGGCGAUGAUCCACAAAAACGCUGGGACCUCGAGCCUGCUUAUCCAAGGUUAUGUGAGGAAUGGCGAAAACGCGGCAGCUAUAGACUUGUUUAUGGAGAUGAACUGCGAGGCCGACGCUUUUGCUUGUGUCUCGGUACUCAAAGCUUGCGGAGCUUUAGCCAGCGAGAAAGGAUUAAGCUUGCCAGGAAACAAUUGUCUCCUCGAAAGAGGGAUUGCGAUCCACAAGAGAGUGAGAGACCUCGGGUAUGAAUCAAAGUUGGCUGUAGCGAGUACUCUUGUGGACCUAUAUUGCAAGUGUGGAUGCAUGGUCCUAGCGAGAGAAGUGUUUGACAGGAUGAUCCAGCGUGACAUUGUCUCCUGGAACGCUCUCUUUCUUGGCUACGUGGAAAAUGGCGAGCCUGGCAUUGCUCUCGACUUGUUCUUACUUGGAGGAUUGGACUGUGAAGCCGACACCUUCACUCAUGUUGCUCUGCUCAAAGGAUGCGGGAUUUUGGCCGCUCUAUCUCUCGGAAGAUGGAUUCACGGCAGAGCUUGCAGGCUUGGAAUGGAGCGAGAUCAAGUGUUUGCAAAUGCCUUGGUGGACUUCUACGGAAACUGUGGCGAGAUGGUUGCGGCUAGAGAGGUGUUUCUUGGUAUGGUUUCUCCAAAUGUCGUCUCCUGGAGUGCUUUGAUCGCAGGAUACAGCUCUCUGGGAGACGUAAACCAGGUGCUAACUCUAGCAAGGGCGAUGGAACUAGAAGCUGGACUGGAGAUGAAUGGGAUCACGCUCAUCAGUGUUCUUACGGCUUGUAGUCAUGCCGGCCUCGUCGAGGAGGGAAAACUCUACUUGGCAAAACUGGUGAAUCCGAGCGUGGAACACUACAACUGCAUGGUGGACGUGCUUGGCCGAGCAAAUCAUCUGGAAGAGGCACUGUCAUUAGUCAAGAGCUUGGAUGGUAGAGUUAAUGAUGCUUCGUGGAUGAUUUUGCUGGGUGCUUGCAAGAAAUGGAACAACAUGGAGGUUGGCAAGGUUGCAUUCGAUGCAUUGGUGGCGCGGGACACCAGAGACGCAGCUCCAUUCGUGUUGAUAUCCAAUAUGUGGAGGUUUGAGAAUAAGCUAUGA